Molecule: messenger RNA, 213 nt
Organism: Protopolystoma xenopodis
Lineage: Eukaryota; Metazoa; Platyhelminthes; Monogenea; Polystomatidea; Polystomatidae
Source: the annotation of a GenBank genome assembly
AUGGCAGACUUACCGGAUUUCAAUCCACUUCUCCCAACCAGACCCAUACCAGCUCAGGCAAUUGCUGGCCUUGUACUAUCGGAUUGCUCGCCUCGUGUGCUGAUCUGGCUCAGUCAGCUGAUGAUCUUCCAAUUAGUGCAUCUUGGCAACCAUAAUCCGAGCCAUAUGGUCAAUCUCUGCAGGUUUCCGACAUUCCAUCUGGAGCUGAUGUGA